Molecule: messenger RNA, 1749 nt
Organism: Nanorana parkeri
Lineage: Eukaryota; Metazoa; Chordata; Amphibia; Anura; Dicroglossidae
Gene: TFEB
Product: transcription factor EB
Exons: 9
Coding region: 69-1370 (433 amino acids)
Biological process (GO): regulation of transcription by RNA polymerase II
Cellular component (GO): nucleus
Molecular function (GO): protein dimerization activity; RNA polymerase II cis-regulatory region sequence-specific DNA binding; DNA-binding transcription factor activity, RNA polymerase II-specific
Source: RefSeq, a predicted model, not a curated record
GGCUGCAAAUGCUGGCCCACUUCUGAAAAGAAAGGGUCAACCACUACCCAGUCUGUGCUCCUGCAGUCAUGGCGUCUCGGAUUGGAUUACGCAUGCAGCUCAUGAGAGAGCAAGCUCAGCAGGAUGAACAGCGAGAACGUAUGCAUCAGCAACAUUUCCAGCAUCAUCAGCUUAUGCCUUCCAAUGCAUCCCCUGCAAUCAGCACACCUGCUUCCUUUCAGCCACCUCCACCUGUUCCAGUUGAAGUCCUACAGGUGCAGACUCACCUUGAGAACCCAACAACUUACCACCUGCAGCAGUCCCGAGACAAGAAGGUUCGCGAUUAUCUGUCAGAUACCUAUGGCAACAAGUUUGCUGCUCAUCUUAGUCCACACAGGCUGUCUCCUAAACCCCCACCUGCUCCUCCAUCUCCUGCAAACCGCACUACUCUCCUUUCAUCAUCAGCAGGAAACAGCGCACCUAACAGUCCCAUGGCCAGAAUGAACUUGUGCUCUAAUCCAGAACGUGAAAUGGAUGAUGUCCUUGAUAGCAUAAUUAGCCUAGAUGAUAUGUAUGGAUGCACUGAACCUGCCCUUUCCAUGCCAAAUACGCUGCCAUUUUCCAGUAGUCAUUUGGGGCUCUAUUCUGAUAGUCCACGCAUUAGUGAUACCAUUGUUGGCAUCACCAGCAAUUCAUGCCCAGCAGACUUGCCAAUAAAGAGGGAGUUAUCAGAUGCAGAAAAUCGUGCUCUUGUUCGUGAACGUCAGAAAAAGGAUACACAUAACAUGAUUGAACGAAGGAGAAGAUUCAACAUUAAUGAUCGUAUAAAGGAGCUGGGCACUUUAAUUCCAAAAACAAAUGACCUUGAAACACGUUGGAAUAAAGGGACAAUCUUGAGAGCCUCUGUGGAUUAUAUUAAACAUAUGCAGAAAGAGCAACAUCGGAGCCGAGACUUGGAGGUUCAUUCCAAGCAUCUGCAACAGGCCAACAAACAGCUGUGGCUUCGGAUCCAGGAGCUGGAACUGCAGGCACAGGCACAUGGCCUUUCUUCAACUUCUCCUCAUGGGGUAAACCACACUGAUGCCGCCAAGCAUGAACCAGAUCCUAUGACAGGUGUUCAGCAGCAGCAGCUCGGAGUUCCUCAGCAGACUACAUACCAGCAUGUAGUGGACUUUUCUGCAGGUGUUGGAUACCAAAACAGCGCCUGUGCAGACACUUCUUUCCCUGCAAUUUCCAAGUCAGAGCUCGAUCUCAUGCUUUUGGAAGACACCAUGCUAAGCUCUGAUCCUAUGAUGACAUGUGAUCCACUUAUGUCUACCCUUUCCCCUGGAACCUCUAAAGCUAGCAGCAGAAGAAGCAGCUUCAGCAUUGAUGAGGUUGAUGGUCUGUGACAUCAUGAACUAUAGGACCUGGGAUCCUCGUUUUUUUGUUUUUUUUUGUACAGUGCCUGGUAAUGAGAUCACUGCAAACUAGGACCCAGGAAUCUUGUUACCUUAUUUAUGGGACAGUUUUUGGUUAGAAUCACAUGACCACUAAAUUCUAUGCACUUGAGAAUAUGCAAUGAUAUAGUCAGAUAGUCUAGUGCUUACAGGUAACCAUGCCUAAAUCAUGGCUUUGGAAGGUCCUUUGCAGUUGAAAAGCAAUGGUUCAAUAUUUGGGAAACCACAUAAGUUAAUAACACCUGGACAUGCUGUUAUCAGACUGUCUUCAUAAGAAGUUCUAAAUAACAACUUUCCCACCAGCAUCAUUUUUUCUAAAAUCUGUGUGUGA